CCCUCUGCAGCAUCACAAAUUGGCAGAGUCUACAUGCAUUCAUUCAGACAUGGCAAGUAAAAAGGCCUCCAAUAAAAGGCAGAGGGGGAAUCAGAAGUCCUGCUCCAAUGUAUUUUCAAUGUUCGAGCAGUCACAGAUACAAGAGUUCAAAGAGGCUUUUGGCUGCAUUGACCAGGACAGGGACGGGGUAAUCAAGAAGCAGGACCUGAAGGAGACCUACGCUCAACUCGGAAAGCUUAACAUUAAGGAUGAGGAGCUGGAAGAGAUGCUGAAUGAAGGGAAGGGUCCUAUCAACUUUACUGUGUUUCUAACACUUUUUGGGGAGAAACUCAACGGGACCGAUCCUGAGGACACCAUACUUGCUGCUUUCAAACCUUUUGACCCCAAUGGGACAGGUUUUGUUAAUAAGGACGAAUUUAAGCGAUUACUGAUGAAUCAGGCUGAUAAAUUCACGGCAGACGAGGUGGAACAGGCAUUCACUUUGGCACCAAUCGACCCAAUCGGAAACAUUGACUACAAGCAACUCUGCUACAUCAUCACACAUGGAGAUGAGAAGGAAGAAUCGUAACAGGCCAUAUGUGUAGUUCAGUAACAUGGCUACAGCUGAGGAAUAAUUGACACUAGCAAUUAUUGGAGAUAAAGUGGAUUUAAUAUUAUAUUAUAGAUAUUUAAAGUGGUAUAUUAUGUCAACUGCCCUUCAGUUCUUUUGAAGAAAUGCUGUACUGAAAUACAUUAAAAAUAAAGUGCUGGACUCCCUCCAAAAAUUACAUAAAUAAACAAUUAGAGAAGUUA
Molecule: messenger RNA, 792 nt
Organism: Gambusia affinis (western mosquitofish)
Lineage: Eukaryota; Metazoa; Chordata; Actinopteri; Cyprinodontiformes; Poeciliidae
Gene: myl7
Product: myosin, light chain 7, regulatory
Exons: 7
Coding region: 50-568 (172 amino acids)
Biological process (GO): heart contraction; cardiac muscle tissue development
Cellular component (GO): cytoplasm; myofibril
Molecular function (GO): calcium ion binding
Source: RefSeq, a predicted model, not a curated record